GGAGCCUGUCGCUCAUUCCUCUGUGAGCUUAUUGCUUUCUCUGAGUGGCUUUGGUAGAAUCGUACCUGUCUUUGCUGCUGGGACCUGAGGAGGAAGUAGAUAUUAUUUCAUGUCUCCCCACAAGGGAAGGAAUUUUGGCAGCACACCCUGCACUGUUAAAGACUCUCAGAAUAAAAUCCCAAGUGUUCUGGUUGGAAAACUGCAAACCUGGAAGUGAACCAGGCUUGGCUUACUUGGAAGAUACCUGUCCAGGAAGACUGCAGAGCUUGGCCUUCGCAAUGCUGGCAGCGGUACCUCCGGUGUUUGGCCUGUACUCUUCAUUUUAUCCUGUUAUCAUGUACUGUUUCUUCGGGACCUCCAGACACAUAUCUAUAGGCCCCUUUGCUGUUAUUAGUCUGAUGAUUGGCGGUGUGGCCGUUCGGUUAGUACCAGACGAUAUGGUCAUCCCGGGAGGAGUAAACGCCACCAAUGGUACGGAAGCCAGAGAUGCGUUAAGAGUGAAAGUCGCCAUGUCCGUGACCUUACUUUCGGGAAUCAUUCAGUUUUGCCUAGGUGUCUGCAGGUUUGGGUUUGUGGCCAUUUACCUCACGGAGCCUCUGGUGCGGGGGUUCACCACCGCGGCCGCGGUGCACGUGUUCACCUCCAUGCUGAAAUACCUGUUCGGGGUGAAAACGAAGCGGUACAGCGGGAUCUUUUCGGUGGUGUAUAGUACCGUUGCUGUGUUGCAGAACGUUAAAAACCUCAACGUGUGUUCCCUAGGCGUCGGCCUGAUGGUUUUUGGUUUGCUGUUGGGUGGCAAGGAGUUUAAUGAGAGAUUUAAAGAGAAAUUGCCAGCACCCAUUCCGCUAGAGUUUUUUGCUGUGGUGAUGGGAACUGGCAUUUCUGCGGGGUUUAACUUGCAAGAGUCCUACAGUGUGGAUGUCGUUGGGACACUUCCUCUAGGGCUACUCCCACCCGCCAACCCGGACACCAGUCUCUUCCACCUCGUGUACGUGGAUGCGAUCGCCAUAGCCAUCGUUGGAUUUUCCGUGACCAUCUCCAUGGCCAAGACCUUGGCAAAUAAACACGGGUACCAGGUUGAUGGCAAUCAGGAGCUCAUCGCCCUGGGGAUCUGCAACUCCAUCGGAUCGCUCUUCCAGACCUUUUCGAUCUCGUGCUCCUUGUCGCGAAGCCUUGUUCAGGAGGGAACAGGAGGGAAGACGCAGCUUGCAGGUUGUUUGGCCUCGUUGAUGAUUCUUCUGGUCAUAUUAGCCACCGGAUUCCUCUUUGAGUCACUGCCCCAGGCUGUGCUUUCGGCCAUCGUGAUCGUCAACCUGAAGGGGAUGUUUAUGCAGUUCUCAGAUCUGCCCUUCUUCUGGAGAACCAGCAAAAUCGAGCUGACCAUCUGGCUUACCACCUUUGUGUCUUCCCUGUUCCUGGGGUUGGACUAUGGACUGAUUACGGCUGUGAUCAUUGCUUUGCUGACUGUGAUCUACAGAACACAGAGCCCGAGCUACAAAGUCCUGGGGCAGCUCCCCGACACCGAUGUAUACAUUGACAUAGAUGCGUUUGAGGAGGUGAAAGAAAUUCCGGGAAUAAAAAUAUUCCAAAUAAAUGCCCCAAUUUACUAUGCAAACAGUGACUUGUAUAGCAACGCACUAAAAAGAAAGACUGGCGUGAACCCAGCGCUCAUAAUGGGAGCAAGAAGAAAGGCCAUGAGGAAGUACGCGAAGGAAGUCGGGAAUGCCAACGUGGCCAAUGCGACCGUUGUCAAAGUGGAUGCAGAGGUGGAUGGAGAAGAUGCCACGAAACCUGAAGAAGAGGAUGAUGCGGUAAAAUACCCCCCAAUAGUCAUCAAAACAACAUUUCCUGAAGAGAUGCAGCGAUUUAUGCCCCAGGGGGAAACCGUUCACACUGUCAUCCUUGACUUUACCCAAGUCAAUUUUAUCGAUUCCGUCGGAGUGAAAACUCUGGCCGGGAUUGUGAAGGAAUAUGGAGAUGUCGGUAUUUAUGUGUACUUAGCCGGAUGCAGCCCACAAGUGGUGAAUGACCUCACUCGCAACCGGUUUUUUGAAAAUCCCGCCUUAAAAGAGCUUCUGUUCCACAGUAUCCAUGACGCAGUCUUAGGCAGCCAAGUCCGAGAGGCAAUGGCCGAGAGAGAAACCUCAGCUCCCACUCCCCAGGACGACAUGGAGCCCAAUGCCACACCCACCACACCCGAGGCGUAAAGGACCUGCAUGGGGUUUGCGCCUCUCCUGAACUCUGGACCUACACACUUUCUCCUCUCCACCCUAGUUAAGGCUUGAUUUGGAGGGUGAAUGAUAAGAUGUAUCUAAUACUUGUGUUGUUUUAAUCGAAUGUUUCAAAGAUUAACUGGCCUUUUACACUUACGCAGUGACACUUCUAUUAUACCUUAGUGUUAUGUUUGUUCUGUUUUUUUAUUUUUAUUCUCACUUUUGAUUUAUUAUCUAUUAACCUUUAGAAAGGUUACAGAUCACGUGAAAUGACAAAAUUAGCAUAUGUCUUAAAAUCUGUAUAUAAAAUAUAAAUUACUUCUAAUUUCAAACUCA
Molecule: messenger RNA, 2549 nt
Organism: Alexandromys fortis (reed vole)
Lineage: Eukaryota; Metazoa; Chordata; Mammalia; Rodentia; Cricetidae
Gene: Slc26a5
Product: solute carrier family 26 member 5
Exons: 17
Coding region: 279-2207 (642 amino acids)
Biological process (GO): transmembrane transport
Cellular component (GO): plasma membrane
Molecular function (GO): bicarbonate transmembrane transporter activity; oxalate transmembrane transporter activity; chloride transmembrane transporter activity
Source: RefSeq, a predicted model, not a curated record